AUGGAACCUAAGACGGCGCGGAGCUGCCCCAACUCGCCCAAGGCACGCAGCGAGUUGGAAGCCCGAGACAGAGCUCCUGGCAGCUCUCACACACUCGGUGACACUCACACUGCUCCCGUCUCCGUCUCUCACACUCGUAGCGCAGGGUGA
Messenger RNA from Colletotrichum orchidophilum, 150 nucleotides. RefSeq lists its product as uncharacterized. The record is from RefSeq and is a predicted model, not a curated record. The transcript has a single exon. Lineage: Eukaryota; Fungi; Ascomycota; Sordariomycetes; Glomerellales; Glomerellaceae. The coding region runs from base 1 to 150 and encodes 49 amino acids.